AUGAAUGAUUGUAUUAGGGUCGGCGCCCGACAGGAAUGUAUCGUAAGAAAAGUGGAAAACGCGGACACAGUCUGUGUCUGUAAUCAAACAUAUUGUGAUGACUUCCCGGCCCUCAAGCGCCCAAAGAGUGGUUUCCUAACGGUUUAUGAGAGCAAUAAAGCCGGCGAAAGGUUUAAGGAAACGGAACUCCAGUUCGGCUCAACCAUCGACUCAACGGCCGACCAAACGGUUGUCGUGACUAUCGAUAAGACACAGAAAUAUCAGACAAUCUUCGGAUUUGGCGGCGCUUUCACUGACACAACGGGACAGAUGCUGAAGACAGUCAACCAAUCGUUGGCUGAUCUGCUGAUUGAUAGCUACUUCUCGGACAAUGGCAUCGAGUACUCAAUGGCCAGAAUACCCAUCGCUGGCACAGACUUCUCGGACAGACCCUACUCUUAUGAUGACGUCGACGGGGAUCUGGAGCUCAAACACUUUGCCCUUCAAAAGGAGGACUUGGAGUGGAAAAUCCCAUACAUUCAAAGAGCGCUGAAAGUAAGUCCGCAUAAAAUAAAAUUCUUCGGCAGCCCCUGGAGUCCCCCCUCUUGGAUGAAGACUAACCACAUGUUCAAUCAUGGGGGGGAAUUAAGGGGUACUGUCGGCGGCGAGUACUACCAGUCGUGGGCCAACUAUUUCGUGAAGUAA
Messenger RNA from Oppiella nova, 684 nucleotides. Lineage: Eukaryota; Metazoa; Arthropoda; Arachnida; Sarcoptiformes; Oppiidae. The record is from the annotation of a GenBank genome assembly.